AUGCAUCAUCGAUGGCAUCUAAAUGAAUAUGUAACUUACAUUUUAUUAACAUUAGUUUUUCUUUCAUCCUGGACAGACAUUAAUGGAAUGUAUGUAGAACUACCACAAAUUAUUUUAACACAACCCUCAAGUUGGAAAUUAGGUGCAAAUCUCGCUUUAAUUACAAAUUUUGGUAAUAUUUCACCAUUGAUCCUUAUUCUUAUUAAAUGUUUAUACCGAAAACAUACACUUAAUCCGGUACCAAUUAAUUAUAUUGUUAUACUCAUUGGUAUGCUUUCAUAUUUUUUUAUUAAUUUUCUUUUGGUCACAUACAACAAUCAUUGCUAA
Rotaria sp. Silwood2 is the source of this 327-nucleotide messenger RNA. NCBI's taxonomy places the organism in Eukaryota, Metazoa, Rotifera, Eurotatoria, Philodinida, Philodinidae. The record is from the annotation of a GenBank genome assembly.